GUUAGAUUGUACCAGAACGUAUCGCUUGUUCGUCUGCGGUUACCCGGCUAUAUAUGAUUCUUUCGGAGAAUAGGUGGAUCCAAAGACAUCAUUUGCGCUGCAUAUCAAAUAGAAUGCAAGGGAACUCGUUUACAAUGUAUCGGUACGGGUCGGGUCGUGACUACUGCAAUGCAUUCUGAAGAGGGACCAGGAGAAACGUUAAUAGGUAUCACGCAAUAACGGUUGCCAACCAGCAACAUCAUAGGGACGUGAAAUUAUGCUCUUCGUUCAUAUAUAGGUUUCCUGUCUGCGGGACCUUUGGAUUGAUUCUUUGAUGUAAAUAGAAUAAUAUCGAAGUAGCCUAAUAGGCCGAUCAUUUCAAGCAAUCAAACAUUAUUUGUGAAUUAGGCUAUUAGUAUUGUUAACCCAAUGCAACAUGUUGUUGGCAGUAGAGACUUCCAUCAUUGCAUUUAUUGAUUCACAGAAUACGUAUUUUCUCGGGAUGCUGUCCCUGUGUGCCCCACGCUCAAUCUCCCCUCCGCUGGUUUGAGUUCCUGCUCUCUGUCAGGGGCCCGCCUGCUGAUUCCUCCCCGACACCACGUCACGUAGAGAGCGAUGCGGCGGUUUGUUUACUGUAAGGUGGUGCUGACCACUUCGCUGGUCUGGGUGCUGGUGGAUGUCUUCCUGUUGCUCUACUUCAGUGAAUGUAACAAAUGUGACGACAGGAAGGAUCGCUCAAUGCUGCCUGCUCUGAGAGCGGUCAUAUCGCGGACCCACGAGGGCCCAGGGGAGAUGGGGAAGGCGGUGGUUAUCGCAAAGGACGAGCAGGAGAAAAUGAAGGAGCUCUUUAAGAUUAACCAGUUCAAUCUGAUGGCCAGUGACAUGAUUGCGCUCAACAGGAGUCUGCCGGAUGUGAGACUGGACGGUUGCAAGACCAAGGUGUACACGGACGAUCUCCCCAACACCAGUAUAGUGAUUGUGUUCCACAACGAGGCGUGGAGCACCCUGCUCCGCACCGUCCACAGUGUCAUCAACCGCUCGCCACGCCACCUACUGCAGGAGAUCCUGCUGGUGGACGACGCCAGUGAGAGAGACUUCUUGGGAAAGAAGCUGGAGAACUAUGGUCGGACCCUGGAGGUUCCCGUGCGGGUCCUGCGGAUGGAGCAGCGGACGGGGCUGAUCCGGGCCAGGCUGAGGGGGGCUGCGGCCACACGGGGGCAGGUAAUCACCUUCCUGGAUGCCCACUGUGAGUGCACCACGGGCUGGCUGGAGCCUCUGCUGGCCAGGAUCAAAGAGGACCGGAGAUCUGUGGUGUGUCCUAUAAUCGAUGUGAUCAGCGACGAGACGUUUGAAUAUAUGGCAGGCUCAGACAUGACCUAUGGAGGAUUUAACUGGAAGCUGAAUUUCCGUUGGUAUCCCGUGCCUCAGAGAGAGAUGGACAGGCGCAAAGGGGACAGGACACUCCCUCUCAGAACCCCUACAAUGGCUGGAGGGUUAUUCUCUAUUGACCGGACAUAUUUUGAAGAAAUAGGCACAUAUGAUCCAGGGAUGGACAUUUGGGGCGGAGAGAACUUGGAGAUGUCUUUCAGGAUCUGGCAGUGUGGCGGCUCUCUGGAGAUUAUCACUUGUUCCCAUGUGGGUCACGUGUUCCGAAAGGCCACCCCUUACAGCUUCCCUGGGGGCACGGGUCAAGUCAUCAACAAGAACAACAGGCGAUUGGCCGAGGUGUGGAUGGACGGCUUCAAAGACUUCUUCUAUAUCAUAUCACCAGGUGUGGCCCGGGUGGGCUAUGGAGACGUGUCCUCUCGUAAGGCCCUGCGUGAAGCUCUGCAGUGCAAACCCUUCUCCUGGUACCUGGAGAACAUCUACCCCGACUCUCAGAUCCCCAGGCGAUACUACUCACUUGGUGAAAUCAGAAAUGUUGAAACGAACCAGUGUGUGGACAACAUGGGCAGAAAGGAAAACGAGAAAGUUGGCUUCUUCAACUGCCAUGGCAUGGGUGGGAAUCAGGUGUUUUCCUACACAGCUGAUAAGGAGAUCCGGACAGAUGACUUGUGUCUGGACGUGUCACGUCCCCAUGGACCUGUGGUCAUGCUGAAGUGUCAUCAAAUGAAGGGGAAUCAGAUGUUUGAGUAUGAUGCAGAGCGGCUGACCUUGCUGCAUGUCAACAGUAACCAAUGUCUGGACAUGCCUACUGAGGAGGACAAGAUGGUGCCCACCCUGAGAGACUGCACAGGCAGCCGCUCCCAGCAGUGGCUCCUCCGCAACAUGACACUGACGCUCUGAUCUGACCCAGGAGUAGGACCUCCACAUUCACUCACAACCACACCGGCCAGACUCGCCCCCACCUAAACUGGCCACGACCUCACCUCGCUCCACCAGGUGUCUUUUGUCAUGCACGUGUUCCUGCCUCCUUCAGCACUCGCGGGUGGGGAAGAAGCAGGCAGGCAGCCUGUAGUAUUUUAUUAUGGGGCUUCUGAGGCUUUGCGAGGGCUUUAUCUGAGAUGCUGCUCCUCCCAUUCAGUCAAUAUUACACAGUGGUUGCCUAGAGGUUGACCGGCACACUCUCAGCCAGAGCUCUCUGUAUGGUUGAAUCAUCUGGGCGUGUCUGUAGUGACGGUGACUAACACUUUUACACGUGGAGGAAGCUGGAAUCAGUGAUACUGUAUAUGUCUGAUGGCUCUCAGGGCUGGUCAUGUGUGAGGUCAGAGUUCAGACUUUAGUACAGCAGAAGCACCAAUUGCAGGAUAGCAUUUCCUAGACAGAGCGUUGUAGUAUGCGUCUGUGGGGCCUCAUAGACAAUCUACUCUGGCUCUGUACAUAAGUGUUUUGUUUAAAGUGCAACCCUGCAAGGUCGAUUAUUCUGUUCUGUGAUUUUGGACACCCCCAAUUCAUAUUUAUGUCAGAACCACCUGUAAAUCUGAGGAUGAAGGGUCUAAGGGUAAGGGUUGUUGUCAGUGCCAUGCACAGAUCUUUCAGGGAGCAGGUGCUCAAAAUGAACAAAGCCCCCCACCCAACCCCCUCUCACCCCAAAUAUAAGACUUUCAUAAUUCAGAUCUCAAAAUUAAUAACAAACCUUUUUGAGCAUAGGCCUAUUUAUUUCAGCAACACACUCACCCAUCACAAAUUGUAAGCGAGCUAGUUAGCUACAGUGCCUCCAAAAGACAUGAUUGACAUCGGGAAAAGAGGGAUGUUGAUGAUUGAUGUAAAUCUGCUAGUUAGCUACCUCAAUUAUUUUUUUAACAACUUGUGAUUUAUCUUCAAUGCUCUUAAAUAAUAACUACAUAAUAUAUAUAAUCUGACUCGUGAUGUACACUGAGUGUACAAAAUAUUAGGAACACCUUACUUAUAUUGAGUUGCACACAUUUUGACUCAAUUCGCCAGGGCUUGGACUCUACAAGGUGCCGAAAGCGUUCCACACAGAUGCUGGCCCAUUUUGACUCCAAUGCUUCCCACAGUUGUGUCAAGUUGACUGGAUGUCCUUUGGGUGGUGGACCAUUCCUGAUACUCACAGGAAACUGUUGAGCGUGAAAAAUCCAGCGACGUUGUAGUUCUUGACACACUCAAACCGGUGCGCCUGGCACCUACUAUCAUAUCACGUUCAAAGGCACUUAAAUAUUUUGUCUUGCCCACUCACCCUCUGAAUGGCACACAUACACCAUCCAUGUCUCAAUUGUCUCAAGGAUUAAAAAUCCUUCUUUAACUUGUCUCCUUCCCUUCAUCUACACUCAUUGAAGUGGAUGUAACAAGUGACCUCGAUAAGGGAUCAUAGCUUUCAUCUGGAUUCACCUAGUCAGUCUGUCGUGGAAAGAGCAGGUGUUCCUAAUAUUUUAUACACUCAGUGUAUGGCUGGCUUGGCUGGUGGUUUGUGUGUAUAUUUUAGUAUAUGGUGGUUAGCCAGAUUCUAUACUACCUGUGUUCAGUAAUUAAUUUGUCAAUCUUGAGGUGCCGGAGCAAAAAGUGAGUGCGAGAGAGAGGGGUGAACAGUGGAGCUCUGAAGUACCGGAACUCAUGAGAAUAAAAAAAAAAAAGUCACCUUUAUAAUAAAGCAUUGCAUUACGGAAGUCAAGAGGGGACAUAUUCAUCCAAAUAAAGAAUUCCCUUCUAUGUUGCGAUCACAACUUACUUAUCUCACGAUCACUAUAUAACAAAAGUUGAUUUGUCGAGAUCACGAGAUAAUCGGAAGUACCACGCAUCACCCAUUCAUUUGUUCAGCUGCACAAUCAGUGGCGCCCCCAGAAAUUGUUCAUAGGGGUGGGUGGCUGGUUGGGGCCACUGAAAAUCUUGGGGUGGCACACCAAAACCAAAAGCCGUGACUGAAUUUCAGGAAUUCUAUUAUGCUGUUGUAGUAUAUAGGCUAGUUGGAAACUAUGUCAAUAUUAGAGUUAAGGAAUCGCAUACUGAUAUACUUUGGCUUCUUAUUUCACAGUUAAAUGUUACUAUUUAUCUGAUGUGCAUAGACUAAUACCAGUACAGUUAUUAACAUUUUAAGUUCCACAACAAUCCUGUUUUAAUGUGUUAUGUAUCUGUAUAUACAUGUGCUAGGCGAUUGUUCUUCAAAUGGGCUAGUUGCCCUUUUCCUUAGAAAGACAAAUAUACAGCUUUAAUUUGAAAUCAGUACAUUGAUUGCAAGGAGCAAAACAUUUACUGGGAACAAGCCUACUCAGGUUUAAAAACGCCACACAGACGCCUACAAUUAUUUUCAAUACAGAUUUAUUUGGCUGUUGCUGUGUCUUGUUAUAAACAAAAAUAUGAAAUAUGUCCAAAAAUGAAAAACAAAACAAAAAACAUAAUUAUGGACAACAAUAUACAUUUUACUAUAGCCUACUCACAACCUAUUCAUAUCCCUGCUUUAUUAGGCUACAUUAUUUUCAAUACAGAUUUAUUUGGCUGUUGCUGUGUCUUUUGGCAAACACAUCCACAAAAUCGUCAAGAUUUAUGGCCCUCGCCCUUCUUGACUCUACACCCCCAAAUUGCUCAAUCGCUCGUCACUCGUUGUAUUUCUCAAGACGGUCUUGGAAAACUGUGCUCGCUUGCUACAGUGCUCACAAUGCAAGUGUUAUUUUGCAGUUUAAACAUCUUGUGGAACACCUCCCUAUAUGGCUCAAGGAAGACUGUGAGCUCUUUUAAACGGGUUGGUGUUUCCAAGCCACUAGUUUGCUUCCUAUCAAGAAUUCGCUUAAGCUGAGGGAUCUCAUAUUCCAGAUCCUCAGUGCUGCAGUUGUAUUGUGAGGCAAAUGGAAACACUACAUUUUUCUCACAAAAUGUGUGACUGCAGAGAUUCAAGGCUUGCAUCCCUUGCAUGAUGAUACAAUUUUCUUUAGGAAAUAUUCUCUUCACCUCAGAGAGAAGCACAUCAACAAUUGGAAUGAAUGAACCUGUCGGAAAUGACUCCUUAUCUGUGUUGACCGGUCUUUGAGCUAUUGGAGUGGAAAUGUAAUGCCCUUCAAGCCUAGAGCUUGGUGUGACCUGACGCCCUGGGAUGGCCUGGAGGUGCAACAUCCGAUGUUGUAUCAAUGUUCAAGGUGUCGACAAGAGAAUCAACAAGGGUAAACAGCCGUGCCCAAAUUUGAGUUGUGGGGACUGUAAAAUGUCUGACAGAUGUUUAAUCUCACCAAAAAACAUUGGUGAAUGUUACAAGGAGGCCAAUAAACUAGAUCUAUUUGGGCUAAUAGACCUCUUGCCUCUACGGCUCUGUCACCAUUUCUCUCUUCAGAUAUUUCUUUCAGUAGUCUGUAUGAUGGCUGGCAGUCUGUGCCCUCACGGUCUUGCAAGCAUUGUACCUACAUGCCCACCGUGUCUCUAUCAGCCUUUGUAACUCUCUCGGGGCCCCCUGAAACAUCUCCCUCUUGCCACCUUUGUGGCACAUAUGACCCUGACCCAAAGACAUACAUUUUCUGCAAAAGAGAAAAUAAACAAUAUGCUUCAGGGAUGCAUUUCACACCGUCAACUAAUACUACAGUUAAGCAAUGUGCAUUGCAGUGAACAUACAAAGCUAAUGGGGCCUCUGAUUUAAUGGGUGCUGGCACACCUGUGUUGUUUCCGCUCAUGACAGAGGCACCAUCAUAUACUUGCCCUACUAGGUGGUUUCUGUAGUCAAGGCCAUACUUCUGCAGUAUUUGUACAAAUUUCGGUGAAAGUGCUGCAGCAUCCAGGCCCUCUGCUGCUUCAAAGGUGAGAAAACGUUCACAUAUUGACCCAUUGUAAUUGCAAUUCGAUACUAAGGACAUCUGUUCCUUCUUGCUAAUGUCUUUGAUCUCGUCAACCAUAAUGCUGAAAGCCUCACUUUGUGCAACUUCACUAAUUAUUGAGGUGCGGACCAUUUCGGGCCAGGCAAUCAGUUAUUUUGUUUUGUGUACUAUGCCCAAAGUAUGUUGUAUUUCUUUGACAUUUCUUUGAUUUCUUUGACUUCAUUUUUCUUUUGACUGUGUGAUCAUGCUUGGCUAGCAGUUCCAUAAUAGAGAGGGAAUGUCCUUUAUUCUGACCUUCCGUUUCUUUAUGUGCUCUCUGUGUAAAGUUUUGCAUAGCAGUGAGGAGCAGGGUUUCUCCAACAGUUUUAAAUGUACUCUCUAUUUUCCCUCACUAAUUUAUCAUACUCUGCAUUUAAGGAUGGCUGAGAGAGAGCAUUUGAUUGCAGUCGACUUUUCAUAGUCUGCCCAUGUUAACAUAGCAUGUUAUUCUGAUUGGGCAUGGCCUACAAAUCCCUCAUCUUUGUAAGUUUCUUUUUUCCAAUUUCUUAACCCCUCUUCAGAUGUAAACACUGAAUCGCCUGAGGAGGGGAGACUGAAGUGCCGGCAGGCAUAGAAGUAGACAGUCUUUAGUAUGAGAGUAUUCCAGCCAUUUACAGUGCCUUGUAAAAGUAUUCAUCCCCCUUGCCGUUUGACCUAUUUUGUUGCAUUACAACCUGUAAUGUAAAUUCAUUUUUAUUUGGAUUUCAUGUAAUGGACAUACAUAAAAUAGUCCAAAUUGGUGAAGUGAAAUGAAAAAAAAAGACUUGUUUAAAAACCAUUCAAAAAUAUAAAACGGAAAAGUGGUGCGUGCAUAUGUAUUCAACCCCUUUGCUAUGAAGCCCCUAAAUAAGGUCUGGUGAAACCAAUUACCCCCAGAAGUCACAUAGUUAAAUAAAGUACACCUGUGUGCAAUCUAA
Oncorhynchus nerka (sockeye salmon) is the source of this 7126-nucleotide messenger RNA. Its product is annotated as polypeptide N-acetylgalactosaminyltransferase 13. NCBI's taxonomy places the organism in Eukaryota, Metazoa, Chordata, Actinopteri, Salmoniformes, Salmonidae. The coding region runs from base 595 to 2265 and encodes 556 amino acids. Gene Ontology annotation, biological process: protein O-linked glycosylation. The record is from RefSeq and is a predicted model, not a curated record. Gene Ontology annotation, molecular function: polypeptide N-acetylgalactosaminyltransferase activity. The transcript is spliced from 12 exons. Gene Ontology annotation, cellular component: Golgi apparatus.